UGGAAAAGACAUAUUAAAGUGGUUAGGACUUAAUGAAUAUUGGGUACAGAUUUUUGGUUUUAAAUACUAAAUGAUGAUGAGCUGAACAUCUACUCCUCAAUUCAUGAUGACGCACAUGGCGGAUGUAUUUAUUGUAGAUCUGUCUUGAGAAAGCACUUAAAGUUUUGACUACACUCCCUGUUUACCACAGUUUUGGGUCUGGUGUUACAAUUCAAAAAUUACAUUUGUUAAUUUCAGUGGAUUAAUGAAACAAUAUGUACCUUCUCUGGUUGUGCAAGUUUAUGGAUUAACAGGUAAAUUCAGACAAUCCGUACUUUAGACUGAGGCUCAACGCCUGGUUGACCAACCUACAUAGGUGAAUAUAAAGUUCAGAUUCAACCAUGCAGACACCAAAUUUCAGCUCAGGAGGAGCAUCCUGAACAUCUCUACACACGGAGACAACAUGGACCCAAGAGCCUCACUCUCCAUUCUGCUGCUGUUGGCUGGCAUUUCCUUGGCGAAUCCUGUCAGGAGUAAUUUACAACUUUUCUUUAUUUUUCAUAAUCAGAAGCCUGGCCCUCCUGCAUUCCUACCCAUACCUGGAAAUGUGGACAUCACUACAAAGUUUCUGGAGACCAACAAAGGAUCUUCUGAACACCUGAUUGAAGGAGAUCUGGUGUUUCCCAAAACUAAAAACGCUCUCUACUGCUUUAACAACAACUGUUUCUGGAAGAAAAACUCUAACAACCUAGUGGAGGUCCCUUACAUAGUGAGCAGUGAAUACUCCUCUACUGACAUCUCAGUUAUUAAGAAUGCCAUGUCUACCUUUCACAACAAGACUUGCAUUCGCUUCGUACCCAGAUUAAAUCAAACUGACUACAUCAGUAUUGAGAACAAAGAUGGGUGCUACUCUUAUCUUGGUAGAAUUGGUGGCAAACAGGUGGUCUCCUUCAACAGGCAAGGCUGUGUGUAUCACGGCAUUAUUCAGCAUGAACUCAAUCAUGCCCUGGGCUUCUACCACGAACACACCAGGAGCGAUCGUGACAAGUAUGUUAAGAUCAACUGGGAGUAUGUCCCAACUGAUAAGGCCAGCAACUUCCAAAUACAGAACACCAACAAUCAAAACACCACAUAUGACUACGGCUCCAUCAUGCACUAUGGAAAAACAGCCUUCACCACCCAAGCUGGAAAGAACACCAUCACUCCCAUUCCUGAUGCAACAGUGGCAAUCGGACAGAGGCAGGAUAUGUCUAACCUCGACAUCCUGAGGAUCAACAAGCUUUAUGGAUGUGUUGUUUGAGAUAAUGUAAUACGGUUUACCCAUUCACAGAUUAUUAAUGUAAUGAGGUGAUGGUCUUUGUCUUUCAUGGUUUUUCCAAAAUGUUGUUGGGGGAUAAAUCUAAUAAAACU
Cyprinus carpio (common carp) is the source of this 1389-nucleotide messenger RNA. RefSeq names its product hatching enzyme 1.2-like. Gene Ontology annotation, biological process: proteolysis. The transcript is spliced from 5 exons. The coding region runs from base 443 to 1279 and encodes 278 amino acids. The record is from RefSeq and is a predicted model, not a curated record. Gene Ontology annotation, molecular function: metalloendopeptidase activity; zinc ion binding. NCBI's taxonomy places the organism in Eukaryota, Metazoa, Chordata, Actinopteri, Cypriniformes, Cyprinidae.